UAUACUGCUGCAGCUGUCCAUGGUUGCGUUUGGUGGGUGUUCGCGGUUCUCUGGGAUGCGACCAUAAUCAGAUACCAUUAUUAUAUUUCUCUGGACCAUUUCCAUAUAUAGUGCAUCAGAGCCGACUUCAAGAGGUAAGCAUUCUCAUUGAUGUGGAUUGUUUAUUUUUUAAACCUAUUCUCCCUUGCCCUUGAACAUUACUGCUGACUUGAGCGAGUCCUCACUUGCAUUUAGAAAAGGCCAGCUACAAACCAACAUGGAUGCUGCGCAGUGCUGCUGCUGAUGCAGCUACAAAGAUUAACUGCUCCAAGCAUCGCAGUUAGGCUACAGAUUCAAAAAUAAUCCAGAAUAUAUAUCAUAAUAUUCUAGUUGUACUUAUAGCAAACGAACAUUCCAUGAAUGAUGAUCAUGUAUUCCAUUUAUUUGAACAGCGUCAGAGUGUAUGGAUUUUAACAGCCUCAGAGCGUACGGGUUUUGACAUUUUGCAAAAGUCGAUUUUUGUGAAAAUGAGUUGUUUGGUCAGUCAUUUGUGACAUGGCCUAAAAACGUUAAUAGUUUAGCUGGAGGUUGAAGAAUGGGUAUUUUACGACUAGUGCGUCAUCUCAAUAAAUCUAGCCUAUCUAUGGUCAGCUGCUUCCUUGGAUGUCAAUAACGAUUCUCCUCCCCAGGACCACCUCACAUAAAGUCACCAUUUACACUAAUUACUUGAAAUUUAGCAUCCAAUUGAGUACAUUAUUUGAGUUCAGGGAUAGGCCUAUGAUGGAAAAUGCUCAAGAUUGAGCAUUUUGGCCUUAGCAUCACUGCAGAAGGUCCUUGAGGUUUUCUGAAUGCUAUAGGCCCUUGGGGUUCUCUGAAGGCUAUAUGCCCUUGUGCAGUCUGAAGCUAUAGCAUCUUGAUGUUUGUGAUUUGUCGUUAACUUCUUACGGAUUUCCUAUCAACAAUCCUAACAAAUGACAGUGACAGAGUUGACAGAGUAGCUAGUUUGAAAAGAGACCCCUGAAGGGUACACAUUCCAAUUAAUAUCAGUGAUUUGCGUGAGACCUCAGUUCUCAAUUUGACCACACUGAGUGACUGAGAAUGAUAACACUCAUAUCUCAUAUAAGUUAAUUUGUUAUUGACUUAGUAAUAGUUACAGGAUCCUGGCAUUUGUAGGCCUAUUCUAAGUAGAAACCCAAGAGAUAUACAGUUAGAAUAUGUGACUAGGUUGUCUGAUCUGUUGUUGGAAGGGAGAGGGCAUCUAGGUUCACAGGUAGAUGAUUUACUCUACUCUCUCCUCUUACAGGGUAGGAACCCUGCUGAGAGUGCACCAUUUUGGAGUGGCGGUAAGGUUAUAAGGUGUGCAAUAGAUUCCUGGAGUGUGGGAGUAUUUUGUGAAUUUGGGGCAGAACUGCACAUAUUUGUGAGAAUGAAAAAUACACUGCUUCUGUCAACACACAUGGUGCUAUAGGCUGAAUAAUGGUGUAAUGAUGACUCAUUGGUUAAUAAACAUGUGCAUUUCUUCCUUUUCUCUGUGUUCAGAUUCUGAAGGACGUGAGGCAUCAUGGCAGCACAAGAACAGGCGAGGCAGCGCUCACUCUCCACCUCUGGUGAAUCACUCUACAUUGUGCUUGGCAUUGACAAGCUAGCCACUCCCGACGAUAUCAAGAAAUCCUACAGGUCAGUCAGAGAGGCGUGGCCACUUACUGUAGUAGUUAUACUAGUACUCAUCAAUAAAAAUAUAGCCACAUUAUUUUCUAGAGCGUGCCACAGAUAAAUAUAGUCUUAUGUUUUGUUUAUUGGUACUAUCUAAUUCUCACUCUUAUGUGUUCUUAGAAAACUUGCGUUGAAAUUCCACCCUGAUAAGAACCCAGAUAACCCUGAAGCUUCUGACAAGUUUAAGGAGAUCAACAAUGCCCAUGCCAUUCUGAAUGACCCCACCAAGCGGAACAUCUAUGACAAGUAUGGCUCCCUGGGACUGUACGUGGCUGAGCAGUUUGGCGAGGAGAACGUGAACACCUACUUUGUCCUGUCCAGCUGGUGGGCUAAGGUGAGACUGCGAGGGGCCACGGGGAGGUGGGGGGUAGACAUGUAGAGUGGACUUAGGGUCAAAGAUAAAAUGGCAUAUUUUAUAACACAAACCCUGUAAAAACACAACCAAGCCUCUCUAACACUGUUUGUCUUGAUUGUUAUUAUUUUAUCUUCUUGUCAAACUCUCUUGAUCUCUCUCACACCUCUCUCUCCCAAACUCACACACACACACUGCCUUGUUUUCCCUCUGCAGGCCUUGUUUGUGUUCUGUGGCCUGGCCACUGGCUGCUACUUCUGCUGUUGCCUGUGUUGCUGCUGUAACUGCUGCUGUGGGAAGUGUAAACCGCGGCCCCCAGAGGGCCAGGAGACUGACUUCUAUGUGUCUCCUGAGGACCUGGAGGCCCAGAUGCAGUCUGAUGAGAGAGGUGAGAUCGACUGCUUAUUGUGUAAGAAACAUGUUUCUGCAUGAACACAAAUCACUUCAUCACUGACCAUUGACUUGUUUCAAUUGCAUGGUCAUUUAUUAUGGAGUGCCAUCAUUACUGACCCUUUAUAUCUUACCGUGUGUGUGUGUGUGUGUGUGUGUGUGUGUCGCUCUCGCUCUCUCUCUGACAGAGGCUGGUGGUGAAGCCAUCUUGGUGCAGCCAUCAGCGACAGAGACCACCCAGUUGACGUCAGAUGGUCACCAUUCUACCUAUCAGACCGACAUGGGCUUCAACUAA
Coregonus sp. 'balchen' is the source of this 2729-nucleotide messenger RNA. The record is from the annotation of a GenBank genome assembly. Lineage: Eukaryota; Metazoa; Chordata; Actinopteri; Salmoniformes; Salmonidae.